Saprolegnia parasitica CBS 223.65 is the source of this 19968-nucleotide messenger RNA. RefSeq lists its product as hypothetical. The record is from RefSeq and is a predicted model, not a curated record. The coding region runs from base 1 to 19968 and encodes 6655 amino acids. NCBI's taxonomy places the organism in Eukaryota, Oomycota, Saprolegniomycetes, Saprolegniales, Saprolegniaceae. The transcript is spliced from 10 exons.
AUGGCGCCGCUGCAAGGCCCCGCCAGCGGUAACACCAACCUCCAGGCGGCAUUACGUCUUGUCGGGGCGCCGCCGACUGCGCCGGUGCGGUGCUCCUUUGCGGGUGCCAACACGUCAUGGGUCAUCCCGGCGACGACAUCGUUGACAGCAUCGGUGCUCACAGUCUCCUGUCCAACGCCGUUCUUCAACGUUGCGGGUCCUGUACGCAUCGCCAUUGUCGUGGACGAGCUCGAUACUAUCGAAGCUUCCAUCCUGUUUACGGUGUACGAGACACCGCGCAUUCUUAGUCUACAGCCGGUGCUGAUUUCCGCCGCAAGGAAUCAAGGCGUGGACGUGAUGGGGCGUCACUUUCAAGCCAGCGGUGCGCAGUGUGUCUGGACAACCGACUCUGGUGUCACUGCCCGCGUGCCUGCCACGUGGUUGGAUGCCAAUCGCACCAAGUGCAACGUGCCAGAGGCGUGGACGACGUCAGUGCAGGCCCAGCUCGAGUUGUCAUUCAACAAUGUCGACGUGACGCAGGACGGACAUCGCGUUGCCAUCGUCGGCACCGACACAACCUGGCAUGCGACGCCAACUGCGGUCGUCGCUCGGGCGGGCGCCGUCAUGACGGUCACCGGUUUUGGCUUUGGCGCGGUUGACAGAACGAUGCCACUGCUGUGCAACUUUUCGGGCAUCGGUGUCACGACGGCGACGGUCCAGACGCCAUCGACGCUUCGAUGCCCAGUGCCAAUGAACGUAUCGACGGACGCACUGUCGAGUACGCUACGCAUUCAGCUUGCAGAAGGUCUGGCGCUCUGGGAGGUUUCGUGCGCCGUGUACCGGCCCCUUGCCGUCCUCACCACGACGCCGACGACAGGUCUUGCGGGUGCUCGGGUGACACUGCAGCUGCGGUCGACAAGAAUGCCGCUGACGUCUCUCCAGUGCCUCUUUGGAUCCACGGCAACGACCGCGCACCUCAUCAAUGCUACGACUGUCGUGUGCGUUGCGCCGCCGGUCGCCGCCAUCGUAUCGCAGGCCGUGUCGUUGCUUGUUCAAGGGCAACCAGCGACACUGGCGCCGACGUUCUUCACGUAUCUUGCACCUUCGUUGAUCACUUCGUUGCAGCCGGUUGUCGGAACCGCUGGUACAACCGUCGCUCUGCAAGCAACGUCGAUCUCGCCCGGCACCACCAUCCUCUUUGACGGCGUAUCAGCGACGACAACGAUGCUCGGCGCGACCUCAGUGACGUGCACAGUACCGGCACUCCACACCGCUUUACGCAGCACGACGCAACUCUCACGGAUCGCGUUGAGCCUUGACGGCGCGAUCUACAGUCUCAACACUUUUCCAUUUCAGUCCAGUGCCGGGUGGACCGCAACGUCGAUGGCGCCUACAGUAGUGCCGACAUUGGGUGGUCGUCGGAUCAGCUUUACGAUCGACGUUGUGGAUGUACCUCCACCAACGGCCGAGCUUGCGUGUCGUUUCGGGGACGCGCCUGGCGUCAUCGUUGUGGCCUUGUCGACGACCGACGUCGCGUGCGUGGCGCCGUCGUGGCCAACGACCGAGACGGUGUCGGUGUCGCUUCAAAACGCCACCUUGGGCUCGUUUCCUUUGACAUAUAUGGACCACACCAAUGCGACGGUCACGAGCAUUUCGCCACCGUACGGGCGUCCGGGGACCAGGCUGCUCUUGCAACGGACGUUGCAUGUGAAUGCGAGCGUGUACGCCUGCAUCUUCCAGUUUGUAUCAGGGAGCACCGUGCGCCCGAUGGCAGCGUACAAUGCAACGACGAUGACGUGUCAGGUGCCCACGCUUCCACCGACAAUUCCGGUGCCCGUUACGAUCCCGGUCGUCAUCCAAGCGCUCGGCGUGACUGUCUUGUCCAUGCUCUAUACGAUUGUCGCGCCACUGAUGGUAUUUGAGGUGUCGCCGCCCUGUGGGUCGGUCUCGACGCUUCUCCACGUUUAUGGCUCGGGCUUUCAAGCAAACGGGACCUACGACUGCGUCUUCGCUACGGGCGCGACGCGUGCAACGGUCGUCAGCACAUCUGAAAUCACGUGCCAGCCAUCUAGGGGCGUGACCGCGGAUUCGACACUCUCAAUCUUGGAUACGUGGACCAACGAGUCGGUGCACACGAAUGGUGGGUUUACGAUCGUUGCGCCGCCACUCGUGACCGCCGUGCAAGCGUCCCAAGACGUCAUCUUUGUCGAAUGCGUCGUGCCCGACCCCGCGCCGGCAUCCAGCAUUUUCUGCGGUUUCAACAAUGCCACGGCGCAGGUUGUCGGAUCGUGGCACUCGACAGGCACAGUGGCCUGCCCUCUUCCCGAUGCCGCGCAGCUGCGAGCGAUCACAUCUGUCUUGCUGAGCUGGAACGGCCAAGAAUGGAGUUCUGGGUUUGCGUGGUCGGCCCCACGUCUUCUUCAACUCUCUGCGACGCGAGUAGCCGCCGGCGGCUCGUUUACAGUGACGGGCGCCGGUCUGGCACCACCAGGCGCCGCCGUGUGCUGGAUCGGUGCCUUCCAGACACCUGCGAUCGUUCAGUCGCCGUCGCGCGUCCUUUGCCAAGCACCUAACACGUCGACGCCGCUGCAGAACGCGUCUGUCACGAUCAGUUUGGACGGCGGUGUGACGCUACUGAUGUCCAAUCUUGUCUUAUCGGUGGCGGCAGUGCCGCGCAUUACAGCCGUCAUCCCGAGCUUUGCAACGACGCGUGGUGGAACUCUUCUCUCCGUGACCGGUGAUGGGUUUCCCGAUGCGCCCGCGAAUGUGUCGUGUCGCUUUGGCGACGUUACUACCCAAGGCAUCCGCAACGGGUCGGCGCUUGUCCUUUGUUCAACGCCGCCGUUUCGCAAGCACGGUGUCGUCCCUAUCUCUCUCGAUUGGGCGUCACUCGAGAACGUCUUCGUGUCGACCAACAGCAUUGGCUUGGAGCUUGUACCGGUGCCGAUCGUGACGCGGUCGACCACGGUUCCGAUUGCGCUACGUCUCAAUGGUGUCGACGCUCUUGUGUCGAGUGUCUCGUACACCUACGCUGCGGUGCCAACCAUCGUCGCGCCGGUGGUCGCUACCGGCCGCGCCACAGGCCUCGUGCUCGUUCUCGACACGUACUUCGAGAGCGACGAGCUAACGUGCCUCUUUGACGCGACUCGCCUUGUACCCGGCAUGGGGCUCAAUCGCACGCAUAUUGUAUGUCCUCGACCGUUCGAGUCCGUGGCGACCGUCGCCGUCUCGAACAACGGCCGCGAGUUCUCGGCGCCGGUGGACAUUAUGUCGUCAACAUUAGCGCUGACCGCGCUGCAUCCGCGCGUCGCGCCGUACGGAAGCGCGGGGGUUGUCACACUGCACUCGACGUUCAACCUCGCGACGGUGUACACGUGUGACGUGGAUGCUACCCUCUCGCUUCCACUCACGCUGCUCAACACCACGACGGGCACGUGCAUAGUCCCGACGACGGCAUUGGCAACGAGCCAUCAGAUUUCUGUAGCUUCCGGUGGGCUCAUCUCGAACGCGCUCUUCUAUUGGCUCGUCCCACCGCCAUUGAUGACAUCCGUCAACCCCGUCGUCGGCGUCCAAGCCGGAGUAACGUCAGUGCUUCAUGUGUCGGGCACUGGGUUUGUGGACGCUUGUGACUACGUCUGCUUCUUUAACGAACGCUACUUCUCGACUGGACGCUGGCAGGCGACGACCCUUGUCGACUGUCCCGUCCCGCUGCAAAUGUCGCUUGGCGACUAUGAGCUGCAACUAUGGUUCAGCGGCGAACGUGUCGCAAGCCCAAAUAAGACAGUGUAUAGCGUGCUACCGGCGCCAACGCUCUCCGGACUCGCCCCCGUAAACGGCGCACUACAAGGCGGAACGACGAUCGAGCUACGUGGCAGCGCGUUCCCACCCAACGCCACAUGCCUCUUUGGCCAUCGUACGGUCGUUCCGACGUCUCAGAACGCCACGUAUUUAGCGUGCGCUGCACCCAUCGCUGCGUCGCCGACCACGGUGGCCGUUGCUGUGGCAUUGAACGGUGUCCUUGUGAGCGCCGCGCGCUACUACACAUACAAGGACCCGCCCGUCCUGACAAGCCUCGCAUCACCCACGGUUGUGCCCUGGUCGUUUUCGGGUCCCGUCCGGGUGCAAGUCGUUGACGUGAGCCUCGUGGACACGGUGGUUUGCAGGUACCACGCGGGAUCGGCCGCCGUGACGGUCACCGGCUCGGUCGAAACCACAAGGAUCGUGUCGUGUCCAUUCACAGUCCUGCCAAGCCGCCACGGACGUUUCGAGCUCGCGUUGUCUUGGAACACCCACGACUGGAGCUCGCCGCUCUCGUUCGACGUCGCACCGUCGAUGCUCUUGUCGCACUUGGCGCCGACACUAGCGUUGUACCCGCUCCUGCCCGAUGCGAUGGUCCGCGUCUUCGGGUUUUCUCUGCAAGCGUUUAGCUGCGCGUUUCGCGCCGCCGGCACCGGCAGUAGCAUCAUCGUGGCGGCCGUGGCGUACUCGACAACGGCACUCGACUGCCCCAUCCCGCCACAGCUUGUACCUGACAAGUACAGCGUCGCAUUAACGAGCAUCGAUGGUACGCUCUUGUCGGCGAGUCAGCUGAGCUUUGUCGUCGCGUCGGCACCGAGCGUCGACGUGGCGAGCCCGACCGGUGGUGACGUGCGUGGGUCGACACCGGUGGUCGUCCGCGGCGUCGGUUUCCAAACUCUAUCGGCUGUCUUUUGGAAAUGUCGGUUCGGCGAGCUGGCGGUCGCUGCGACGGUCGUCGACGAUAUGACGCUGAGUUGUUUGGCGCCAGCGGUUUCGGCGCCACAGACCAUAUCGCUCUCAAUCACCUGGAGCGACCAACUUGUCCAAGGCGGCUGGCGCUACACGUACUACGACGUCCCACACAUCGCGAGCUUUCAAUCUUUGCGUCCAGUGACCGUGGGUGUUCCGAGCUCGGUGCAGAUACAAGGCGACGCUUUUCCCGUGAACCAAUUGUCCAGCGUGGCGUGCGCUCUCGGGACACAGCCGCUAUCGACGAUGCCUGCUGCGUACAUCAACUCGUCGACGGUUGUAUGCCACAUCCCCGCUGUGGCAAUCGCCGGCGCAUACGACCUGUAUGUGCUAUGGAAUGGCAUCGAUGUGUCGUCGUCGGUGCCCCUCGCGGUUGUACAACCCAUGACGCUGCGCGCCGUCGUGCCGGCGGUCGGCUUUACAGUGAUUGAAGUCCUCACGCUCCUCGGUGGGCCGUUUCGGCUACAGGACCCGGUGGAGUGUUACUAUCAAGGCAUCUACGUUGCCGCGACAGUACUCAAUGCAACGGCAGUGUCCUGCGCCGUGCGAUGGAGCCCUGGUCCAUCAAGCGUUGCGCUCAUGCUGACGAGCAAUCGCUUGACCUUUUCAAAUUCCGUCCCGUUUUCGUACGCACCGGAUGCCCGAGUCCACGGUAUGACACCCCGCGACGGCGUCGUUGGGCACCGGACGGCCGUGCGACUCGAGGGGCGUUUCCCGAUGGCGCUGCGCGCAUCGACGCUCGUCUGCAGCUUUCAAGGUGCCCUUUCGCCAGCGCAAGUGCUCAGCCCGUCCGCUGUGCUGUGUGUUGCACCGGUAUUUGAAAUGGCGACGACGGUCGCCGUGUCGCUUCUCUACGAAGGGCGGGUGGUCCCGUCGCCUAUGGCGUUGCCUAUCCUUCCCCGCGUCUCUGUCGUUGCGACGCGCCCGGCGUUUGUUUCGUCGUCUGCCACGCAGCCAGUGUCCAUGAUCUUGACAUUUGACGAGGACAUAUCGAUGUAUGGACUUGUUUGUCCAAAGGACGUGCCACUUGUCGUUCUGAGCAACCGCACCGGUGUCUGCUCCAAUGUAUCCUUAGGCCAUCGGCUGGGACCCCAGGUGCUUUGGCUCUCCAAGAACCACGAGAGGAUUGGCCCGAAUGUGAUCAGCGAAGCUGGUGGCGCCUUGCUCCACGCAGUCGCCACCCCAGCGCCACCGCAACUGUCGUGUCGCAUCGAUGGCCAUGUCGUGCCCGGUCGUCGACGACCCGAUGGGUCGUUUGUCUGCGCGGCCCCGCCCCAUGCGCCCGGUGUCGUGUUGGUCGACGUUAGUUUUGACGCCUUUGCUUCGUCGAGUGCGACACGACCAAUUGUGUACCUCGCACGUGUGCAUCUGCAUUCGAUUGUGCCGACUUUUGGUCUUGUGGCGCAGUACCAAGAUGUCGUAGUUCGCGGCACCAACUUUGUGCCGUCGACGAGCUGGCGCUGUCACUUUGACGCCGCUGUCGUUCACGCGCGCGUUCUCAACAGCUCGGCGCUACAGUGCACGGCACCGCCACGCUUGUACGAAGCAAAGGUCCGUGUUGGCGUGACCUGGAACGACCAAGAACGUUCCUCCACCGUGCUUGACUUCGAGUACCUCGCCUUCCCAACGCAAGUGAAUGCGUUGCCGUCCGGAACAAGAGGGUGGACGAUCGCCUUGGAUGACAAUGCGACGGUGCGUGCGUACCAGUGCGCCAUUGCUUCGCCAACGACAUCCAAGACGACGCUCGUGGUCGCCACGUACAGCCGUCCCAGCGUCUUGCUCUGUCCGAGCGCCGGUAUCGAUGCACCGAGCGCCAUGACAUUGUGGUACAACGGCGCACAAUUGCCGACGAAGGUGGUUCUCAUGCCCGAUCCGUGCCGACGCGUCGUCGUCAGCGAUUCGAUGGUCACCGUGGACAAUCGUUUCGUGACGAUCUAUGGGCAGUACAGUGCAGUGGUGCCACUCUCAUGCGCCGUCAACGGCACCGACCUUGUACCGGCGAUCAGUGUCGAUGCGACGUCGGUGCAAUGUGUGUUGCCGUCCAUGAUGAUGUCGCCGAUGGUGACAGUGACACUAUAUUGCAACGACCGACCAGUGCACUCCGUGAGCGUGAACCGGUCUCUUCCGGCCUCGAUCCUCUCGGUUUCCCCCAACAUGACUUCCUCGUACGUCAAUUACGCUGGCAGUGUGCUCUCGAUUCGAGGCGUGCGUCUCGCAACCGCGUCGCCUGUCUUCUGCAUCUUUAACAGCACCACGUCAACGCCCGUCGUUGCCAGCUCGAGUGACACGGCGCAGUGUCAAGUACCCGUGCUUUCCGCGCCGGGCCCAGUUUCUUUGGCGAUUGAGACGUCAUCGGGAACUUUUUUGGUGGGACACUCUUGGACCGUCGUGGCACCGCCAGUAGUGCACGAUGUCACGCCACAAGUCGUGCCAAUCGGGUCCUUGGUCAAACUAUCGGGUAGCCACCUCGGUCCGACGCUGCUAGUGAUGUAUGGCACAUCGUCCAGCAUGUCAUGCACCGUGCUGUCGGACGCCUUUGCACAUUGCCCCGUACCAACGACGUCAGGGUCGUAUGCGAUGGCCUUGUCUACCACCGGUGGCUUUCAAUUUCAACCCAUCGCGGACGUUGUCGUCACCGCCACGACGAGCACGGCCGUCGUGACGACCAUGACGCCAACGAUGCAAGUGGCCAACCAGACAUCGUUGCUUGCCUUUCACGGCGCUCUAUUGGCUACGAUGGAGAUGCUGGCGGGACCGAGGGGACCCCGCAUGCAGUGUCGACUUCGAGGGCCCGUCGAGGUGUACGCGAACGCGAUCCUCGACACGAAAGAUCGCAUCUCCUGCAGCGUGUUCGUGGCCCAGCCCGGUAUAUACAACGUCUCGCUGGUGCCCUUCUUUGCCGAUACCGCCUUUGAGCUUCAUGUGGUGUCGGCCCCUCGGCGCAUCGUGAUGACGCCGGUGGUUGCCAACUUCGAUGGGUCGACGAGCGUGACGUUUUGCGGGGCGCCGUCAUUGCCUUACGGCCCACGAAUGCAUUGCGUCUUUGGCGCUGCCGCGACGGCAGUCUCUGUCCUCAACGCGUCCUGCGUGUCCUGCGUGGCGCCGGCGCAGCCCUCGGGUGUUCUUUCUGCGGCACUGUACCUCGACGUCGACGUGCCCGUCUCGUCCAAAGGUCUCUUUUCCAUCAUGUAUGUUCAAGAACCCGCGAUUGUCCAUAUUGAACCGACGGUCGUUGCGGCAACGACACCGACCACUGUCGUGGUCUCCGGCUGGGCCUUUCCCAACGAAUCCGUCCCGCUCAUGUGCGUGAUUCAAGUGACCGACAAGGUGGUGCAUACCGUAGCUGCUACAAACAUGACGAGUCGUCGUGUUCUCUGUGAGCUGCCUUCGCUGCCACCGGCCUCCGUUGCCCAGCUUGGCGUUGCCAUCGACGGUGUCGUGUACUCGAACAUGGUGGCAAUGACAGUGCUACCAGAGUGGAACACGACGCAGUGGCAGCUAGAGCCAACGACGGGCCCCCUCGGAGGCAACUACACGGUGACCAUCCAUGGUCGUGACUUUCCCUCCGGUAUCCCGGUGCAAUGCUUCUUCGGCCCUGUCGUCGCCCCCGGUAUUGUCGUGUCGCCAGAGCGUGUGCUGUGUCGGGCGCCACGUACUUCGCUGCAGCCCACAGUACCGCUCUCGCUCGCCUUUGGCUCGGCCGUCAUUGAGACAGCGCUCACCUUUACGUUCACGUCGCCUCCGGUGGUGUUUACAGUCCAGCCAAGCUCGGCUUGGGUCGCCUCGUUCCAGUUGUGGGUGCACGUGCACGGUGCAGGGCUCGGCUUUGCUCUGCGCUGGGAGUGCUUCUUUGGUGCGGUUCGUGUCGCCGCGGUACAUCUCUCGUCGCAGCUCCUCGCAUGCCACGCGCCAGCACUAGUCCCAGGCAACAUCACGCUGCGAGUCGUCGGCCACGACCACAUCUACUACGAAAAGACGAUCGCAGUGGCGCCUGCGCCGGCUCUUGCGACCUCACGCACUCUCUUUGGCUGGAGAGGGACGAACAUCAUCGUGGGAGGCUUGCAUCUCGCGCCCGUGACGAGCUGCCGCGUCGGUGGCUUGUUGGUACCUGCCAUUAGCUCGGCCAACAACGUGUCUUGCGUGGCGCCGUCGGGCUCUGGCAUUGUCAACGUAACGUUAUCGGUGGGUGACGAACCAGUGCCGAGCGCACCAUGGCACUUUCAGUACAUUGCGCCGAUGGCAAUAUCUUCCAUUCACCCGACAGCACUCGCUAUCAUCGAUAGCUCCAGCACGCUCUCGUUGUACGGCAACUUUAGCUCUGCGAUCACGUCGUACCAGUGCCGGUUUGGCGUAUUUACGACGACGGUCGCGUCGGUGGUAUCGACAUCAGAGCUCAAGUGUAGUAUUCCGCGCCUACCACUGGGACCAACACCGGUGACCGUGUUCUGGGACAGCUCGAACGCGAUGCCAGGCCCGCGACUGGUGUUUGAAACACUGCCACCGCUCGCGUUUCCGUCGCUCGCCCCGAGCGAGGGACCGAUGGCGGGCGGUACCAUCGUCCGCGUGCAGACGCGUGGGUUGGCACAAGCGCUCAACAUUACAUGCAUUUUUGGAUCGCAGUGGCACGCCGGCAGCUACGAUCAAGUGACACGUCACGUCCUUUGCAAGACGCCACCGCAGGCGAACUCGGGUGUCGUGUCCGUGACGCUCGUCGUGAACCACCAAACGUUCGCCACCAACUUGUCGUAUGCAUACCUGGCAGUACCGACGCUGCUAUCGGUACAGCACAGCCUCGAUGCCAUGGAGCAGUGGCAUAUUGCCGUGACGACGUCGCCCACCAGUGUCCAACGCCUCUGGCUGAAAGCAUCAGACAUGCAAUGUCUGGCCGUGUCGACUGGUAUCCAUACGUUUGGUUGUGUUGUCGGUGCGCCGGCGUCGUCCGCCCGCCUGUUUGUAUCCGUGAACGGUGUGGACUUUAAGCCGAGCGCACUGGCGCUGGACCUGACGGCACAGGCCGUGUUUGUCGACUAUGUCGAGCCGGCAUUUGUCCCUAUGAACGCGCCGUCGAUCACGAUGUCGGUGCACGGCGCCGGUCUCGGUGUCUGCGAUUCAUCGCUCCAAGGCGUCCAUUGUGUCUGCGUAUUUGGUGCCUCGACGACCAAUGCUACGUACGUUUCCUCGGUGCUAUUGCAGUGCCCAAUCCCAGCACUCCUUGGCGCCGUGCCAUUCACACUCGGCGUCAACGGCUCCGAGUACAUUCCGCUAGCAUCGACAAGUCGAACGAUGCACGUCGCCGGCGACGUUGCGAUUGAAGCGGCGACACCGACGGCAGGCUUGGCAACGGGUGGCACCAUCGUAUCGAUGUCGGGCGUCGGUUUCUACCCCGCGCUCGGGUGCUGGCUCGACGCUCGGGUGUUUGUGCCUGCAAUGGUCUUGAACGCGUCGUUCCUUGUGUGUACGCUACCACCACAAGGCGCACUGCCGACGACGGUGACGGUGACUCUCACAACAGAGCUGCACCCCAACUUUGUCUUAGCCCCGCAGCUCUUGUUUGAGUACCUGGAGGCGCCUCUGGUCACGGCUCUAUGGCCAUCGAUGGUUGCCAUGCACCCGAAUGCUACCGUGUCGCUGACGCUGACAACGUCGGUGCCGACGGUGCUUCAAGAGCAAGAUAUUGACUGCCUCUUUGAUCGCGAGGUUGCAUCCAAGGGGCUCGUUGUAGCGACCACGCGGACGACAUUGACGGUCAACUGCUCAGUACCGACGCUGCCGAACGCCGGCGUCGCAACGGUCGACUUGGUGCUCAGCGACCAACACCACAUCUGGACAGGAUGGUCCACGGACGUGAUUUUUGGCAACACGCUACGCUCUGUCGUGCCGUCCUACGUGCCAGCAAAUAGCCCUGUUCCAAUCACGAUGCACGUGCUCUACGAUGCGCUGGACGUUGAGCUCUCUUGCGUGUUCUACCAGGCGGUGACGAACCGGACGUGGCGCGCCCCCGCGCGUACACUUGGUGCCCGCGCGUUUGGCUGUCUCUCGCCACGAGUGACAGUCGCCAGCGUUCUCGACAUUGGGCUCGAGCUCCACGGGCAGACGUACACAGACAAUCGUGUGGUGCUCACCGUCUACUUGCCACCCGAAGGCGUCGGCGUGCAGCCAUCUGUGUCGCUUCUCGACGGCGGGGCCGUCGUGCGGCUUCAAGGUCGCCGCUUUUUCGCGACGCCCGAUCUCGCAUGUCAAUUUGGUACGACGCAACGUAUGCCGGCGCGCUUGGUGUCGGUCAAUGAAGUCGAAUGUACGGCACCGCCAUUGCCCGUGCCAAGUAACGUAUCUGUCGGCGUUGUCUUUGCCGGCACGCUCGUCAACUGGCUCAAUAUGACGAUCGAGUACAUCGGCGACGUCCGCAUUCUCGACGUAACACCGCCGAAUGGACCGCUUGGUGGCAACACCUCAGUCGUUCUCUCAGGUGCCGGACUUCACGCGUCGUGGCACCUGCAAUGUGUGUUUGAGCUGAGCACCGGCGACGUGCUGGUCCCGGCUACGAUCGAUGUAGUGCAUCAAACAGUGUCGUGUGCAGCGCCACCGGUGACAUCGCCCGAGACCGUCACCAUCUCUCUCUGCACAAGCGCCGAUGGCAUGCGGCUGGCGUCGUUUCCAAACGGCUACAACUAUGUGUACCCGAUGCAAGUGCUUUCGACGUUUCCCGCCCGCGGUAUUGCGGGCGUCGCGAUGUUGGUCGACGUGCAUGGUGUAUUUUUGCAUCCGUCCAUCGUCUGCCGUAUCAACCAUGCGACGACCGCACCGGCGUUUUUCAUUUCGGAGAACCACGCGCGCUGUGCAGUGCCGGCGAUGACGUCGACGUCGAUCGUCGUUCUCGAGGUCGCCAACAACAACCACGACUUCGUCCUGGUGACCAUCUUGCCGUUGGAUCCGCCAUUGAAUGCGACGACGAUCUCGCCAAGCAACGGUCCCAUCUCGGGCGGCACAACCCUUUACCUUCGAGGCGCCAACGUUGGCCAGGCCUCGCUCUGCCGCAUCGACCGCAUUGUCACGCCCGCCCGCAAGAUCAACGCGACGAUGGUGGCUUGCAUCGCGCCGCCACAUCCGCGCGGUGUCGUCACCGUCGAACUCUCGAGCAAUAACGCUGGCUACGUCAUGGCCAGUGUGAGCUACGAGUACCUCGUGGUGCCGUCGGUGAUGGCCGUCGAGCCACCGCGUGGCCAAGUGGCGUCUCGUAUCGUCGUUCGUGGGUCGGGUUUUGUCGACCGAGGCAACCACAACGUCUACUGUCGCUUUGGAAAGCAAGCACUUGUCCUUGCCCAUGUGCACUCGUCGACGCGACUCGAGUGUGUCGUGCCAGAUGUGCCCUUGACAGUCGUCGAUGGGACUUUGCAGCGAGCCUUGCAGGUCGAAGUGUCGCUCAACAACGGUGUCGACUACUCAGCGAGCGGCGUGACGUUCGAGGUACUGGAUGCAUACCACGUGCGAUCGCUGCGGCCACGCACUGGGUCGGCGCUUGGGGGCACCCGCAUCCGCCUCUUGGGCCACGUCUUUCGACAAGCCAAGCAGCUGGCGUGCACGUUUGGCUCGGUCGUGGUCCCGGCCGUGUUUAUCUCGCCAAUAGAGCUGCAGUGCGUCACGCCUGCCCACGCGACGGGCGUGGUGCCGGUCGGGCUCCUCGAUGAAUCUGACACCUUGAUGGCGUUGCCAGCCACCUUGACCUUCGAGUUUACGCACGCGGCGCUUAUCGACUCGAUCGUGCCAUCGUUCGGCGCCACCACCGGCGGUACCACCGUCUCGGUCCUCGGGCGCCACAUUAUCUUUUCAACGACGCUGGCGUGCCGUUUCGACGCAACGACGGUGCCAGCCGUGUAUGUCAACGCGUCGUGUGUCACGUGCGUGGCGCCGGCGCACGCUGCCGGUACCGUCAACGUCACGUUGAGCAGCGGUGGUCUGUCUCUGUCGUCUGUUACAUUUGCCUAUCAAGCGCUACCGGUGCUGAGUGCCCUCUUGAAUCGCACCGCGAUGAGUCCGCUCGGUGGCGACGUCGUGUCGAUCGUCGGGACAUCACUGGACGGGCCGGCGACGUGCAUUUUUGACGACGGGCGAGCGUCUGUCCCAGGCACAGUUCUAUCGUUGACGACGGUGACGUGCAUCGAGCCGCCUCGUGCCACUGCGAGCGUAGCAACGCUGUAUGUUCUCACGCCCAGUGGACGGUCCAAUGUGCUCUCGCUACCGUACUUUGCCCCGACUGAAGUGUGGUCCAUCGUGCCGCCGUUCGGGUCGAGCGACGGCGGAGGACGUCUGCGUCUUUACGGCAUAGGCUUUAAUCAGUCGCGGACUAUGGAGUGCGCUUUCAGUGACGACAGCGGGUGGCGCCAAACGACACCUGCUAUCUUUGUGUCGCCGACCGAGGCGUCGUGCGUCUCGCCGAACAUUCCGCGUGUCGUAUCGCCCACGUCGCUGCGCGUCGAUGUACAUCAUUUUGGCACAACGGUGACGCAGCUUCCGGGUGUCUUUACGGCACUGCCACCACUCCAGCUCCACGACGUGGAGCCGCGUGAGGCAGACAACAGCGGUGGCACCAUUGUUGCGUUCCGCGGCGCCAAGUUCCACCCGUCGAGUGCGCUAGCUUGCGUCUUCAACGCAUCAUUUGUCCCCGCAACGUUUGAAAACACUUCGUUUGCUACGUGCCGGACGCCGGUGCAUGUGCCAGGCACCGUGGCCGUCGGGCUCACGAACAACGGCAUCGAUGUCGUGUGGCGCCGCAACUUUACCUUUCGCGCACCGGUGUACGUGACGUCCGUGGUACCGACAACGGGUGAAACCACCGGGUCGACGACGGUGCGCAUCACAGGCACCAGCUUCUUCUCGGCGAUGCAGCUGCAAUGCACGUUCGAUGCAACUGCUGUGCUGGCGACCUUUGUAUCGCCAACGCUUGCGACGUGCGACGCGCCGGCGACAAACGACCGGUACACGUCACGCACCGUGCGCCUCGCGGUGGGUCUGGCCAACCACGCGCCGAAAACAGUGGUUGCGUUUACGUACGUGGCGUUGGAGCGCAUUCUGUCGGUGACGCCAGGGCGAGCGUGGAGCGUCGGUGGCACCGUUGUCACAGUGUCAACGCAAAACGUUCUCGUCUCCUCCAACGCGACGUGUUGGUUUGGCGCGACAGCCGUUCAAGCCUCAAAAGUGACGGCAUCAACAAUGGUGUGUGCGAGUCCGCUGGCAUCGCCGACGUCGUUGGCGUUUGCCAUCUCGUCGACAGCGUCUGCGCCGGCAUCCGUGGAUCCGUUCAUGUUUGAGAUUCUACCGACGCCAGUGGUGACGGCCAUGCCGGUGGCGACGGCAUUCGUUAACGGUGGCAGCGACUUGACGCUCUACGGCGAACACUUGGAGUCAGUCUCGCAUUGCCAGAUCGGCAGCGCCGUUGUGCCCGCCUACGCGACAUCGACCCGUCUGCGCUGCGUCGCGCCGCCUCAACCAUCGCCAGGCACAUACACCGUGUCGCUGCAGUCGUCGUUUGCGACAUUGACAACACCGUGGAAUGUAACUUAUGCAUCGGUGCCGGUGCCACCGCCGCUGCCUGUGUUUGUCGAGCCCGCAGUGCGUACCGACCGACCCGCUAUCGCAUCGCUCUUCCCACCGACCGUGUCAUCCAGCGGCGGCACUGUGGUCACCGUCGUCGGGUCUCGGUUCCAAAACGUCCCGACGCUGCAGUGCGUGUUUGGUACUGUUGUCGUGCCGGCGUCGUACCGGUCGCCGUCGUCGCUCGUGUGCAUAUCUCCCCGGCACGUCCCGAUGCGACUGCUUGUCGAGGUAUCGAACGACGGAGUGCUCGCCUCCAUAUCGGGGCGGCAUGUGAUCGUCGCCAAUGAUGCGGUGCAGCGAGAGAUCUCACCCGUGUUUGGCAACGUCGGUACGCGCAUUCGUGUAGUUGGCAACCAUUUUAGCAAGUCGCCUCUGCUCGUGUGCCGGUUUGGCCUCGCCGUGGUUCCCGCCGAGUUUGUGUCGCCGACAGAAGUGACAUGCGUCGCUCCCGACCCGACGACCGUCUCGUUGAGCAACGGCCGCGACGUCGUCAUCGUCCACACGUCCAACAACAAUGCGUCGUUCACGUCCCACGGCAGCUUUUUCACGUACGCCCCGACGCCAGUCGUAACGUCGUUGUGGCCGCACAUCGUGUCGCAAGCCGGCACGGGGUCUGUCACGUUGCGAGGCCACCACUUUAGACCGUACCCGGUGUCGUGUGUGUGGAACCGACUCGUCGUGGUGCCGGCGACCGUGCACUCGAGCACGCUGCUUCAGUGUGCCGUACCGCCGUCGCUCGCACUCGGACAGGCGAUAUUGCAGCUCAGCAUCUUGAACGGUCUCGAUGCGUCGCCGCCGACGACGACCGUGACGAUUGUAGCAACGGUAACGGUCAUUAGUGUCGCACCGGCGUCGGCACCGUCGUUAACCAACACGACGCUCGUGCAUGUAUAUGGCACAAACUUUCGCCCGACAAUCGAGCUCAGCUGUCAAGUGGACUCAACGAUGGUACCUGCGAUCUACGUCAACGCGACGACUGUGCAGUGCUUGUUGCCGCCGCACCCGAUUGGCCGCGUCGACCUCGGUGUCACGACCAACGGCAUCGAGUUUGCGUUGCCGGUGGCGUUUUCGUUCGUGCCAGAUGUUCGUGUCGCCCGGGUCCGACCGACGUUCACGCUCCUUCCGGGUCAAACGCCGGUCUUUGUGCAGGGCCAGCAUUUUCAGAACGUCUCGACGCUCGGCUGCCGCUUUGGCGACCUGUUUGCCAACGCCACGUAUGUCUCGCCCGAGCUGCUCAUCUGCGUGGCGCCGUCCCGCGUCGGCAACUUAUUGGCGCCGGCCACCACGGUGGCGAUCGACGUCACGGUCGACGGUAUCGCAUUCUCCAAUAGCGGCGUUCUGUUCGAGUACCGAAGUUCGUGUCCGCACGGGGCCUACUGCUUGGGCCACGACGUUCUGGCGUCGCCCAAUGGCACCUACAUUGGCGCAGACGCACAAAACUUUACGCUCUGCGCUCCCGGGACGUUCCAGCCGCGCGCAGAGCUCUCGACGCCGACGACGUUGUGCAACCAAGGGCACUACUGCAGUCGCGGGACCAAGACGUUGAACGUGCGCGAGUGGGAGGCGAGCAGCAACUAUGUGUGGAACAACGAGACGGGGCUGCUCGUCUUCAACGACAGUACGAUGACGUGGCCGAUCGUGGCGCGCGUGGUGCCGGCAACCGGUGCCCGGCGACCGACCAUCCGCCAAUGCUAUUGGACCCGGCAUGUCUUCGCUCUCGUGCCCGAGAAGCCGUACGUGUGUCCUCUCGGGACGUACUGUCUCAAGGGCGCGACGACGCUGUCGCCACUCGCAAACAACUUUAGCACGCCGCAGGCAUGCUACGCUGGCUUCUUUUGUCCCCGCGGCAGUUAUACGCCCGAAGGCAUGGGACCGUGUCCGACAGGCUACUUUUGCCCCAAUCCAACGGAUGCGCUGCUUUGCCCGUGCGGCAUGUACUGCCCGGGUGUCGGCAACACCAAGCCCAUCGCGUGCUACCCCGGUACCUAUCAGCCAGCGACGGGUCAGCCAACGUGUGUGCUCUGUCCAAUUGGUUCGAUCUGUCCUGGCUGGAACAAUACAGCGCCAACACUGUGUCCAGCCGGCUUUGUGUGCUCGGCCGUCGGGUUGUCCCACCCGGUGCAGCUGUGCCCCGCCGGCUUUUACUGCAACGAAGGCACGUGGACGCUCGAUCCAUCCGAGCUCUCGCCUCUCCGGCCCUACCCGUGUGCGACGGGCACGUUUUGUCUGGCGGGAAUCGAAGCACCGCUCACGAUUGAUUGGCUGCCCAACGUACCUGCCGGCGCGACUGCGCGUCAAACGUGCACGGAAGGCGCCUUCUGCCUCGAAGGCACGACGGAAGCGACCUUGUGCUAUCCUGGCCACUACUGUCCGCCAGGGUCGACCUUUCCCGUCGUUACGCCUCAAGGUACCUUCUCGGGCGACGACGGUGCGAUCGCGCCGAUGCUUUGCUUUCCCGGCACGUUUGCCGUCUUUGCCUCGAGCACCGACUGCCAAGUGUGCCCCGCCGGGUAUACAUGCCCCGGGUAUGGCAACUACAUGCCGACGCUUUGCCCGCAAGGCACGUACCGGUCGAUCGCUGACUCGAUCACGUGCCGCCUGUGCCCCGCCGGCACGUGGUCUCCGAAGUCGGGUGUUGCCGACAUUUCGUACUGCGAACCGUGCCCUGCCGGGCGCGUCUGCGGCGUCCAAGGCAUGAACAACCUGACGCAGAGUAUCAUUUGUCCGUCCGGGUACGUGUGCGGCGAAGCGACGACCCUCGAGAUGCAGUACAUGCACGAAUGCCCCGCGGGGUACGUUUGCGGUGCCGAGACGACGCUCGCAACGGCAUUUGACCAUCUCUGUCCGCCGGGCAGCACGUGUCUUCGGGGUACGAAAGACACGGAGAGCACGCGGUACAUGUGCCCCGUCGGCGCGUUUUGUCCCCGGGGCACGGCCGAUGGGGACGCCAAAGAGUGCCAGUGCCCGUCGCGCACGACGUCGCUGCCAGGCUCGGACGCGCAGAUCGACUGCAGCAUCACUGAAAUCAGCGUCUGCGACAAGGACCCGACCAAGUCGUACUACCCGCAGUUCACCUACACGUUCCAGGGCGACACCAAGAUCUUCAAUUCGUGGGCGACGUCCAAUCCGACGGGCGAAGUCGAGGUCGUCACCAAAGUGCUGCCCGUGAACGCGUCGGCCAGUGCACCGGGAUGGCACAACGGUACGAUCGACGUCAUGCGCGCAUGCCCGCACCAGCUCUCGGCGACCGGCGGCGAGCUUCUCACUGUCAUCGGGCGGAAUUUCCUCGACACGAAUGAGCUCACGUGCGAGUUUCGGCUCGUCGACUCGAUCGUCUUCCUCUCCGUGCCGGCAACGUACGUCAACGGAAGCCGCGUUCAGUGCCGCGCGCCGCCCAUGACGCUCAACGGCGCGGCGGCCGUCGCAGCCAAAGUCCACGUGUCCAACUAUGGCGUGCACAUCUCGGCGACGGGUGCCAACGUCACGUACUCGGCGUCGCCACCUGCCGCGAGUCGGUGCGGGUAUUCGGCGGCCGAAGAAGGGCCGUAUCCGCCGGAGCUCGGGUGGUUUGCGCUGCGCGGUCUCUCGGAAAUACACAUGUCCUUUGACUUGCGGCACAUCCCCGUCGACAUGGUGUACGACGAGCACUUUAAGAUCGCCGUUUACGUCGCGCCGAGUCUGUGCAACAAUGCGGCUUGCAAUGCCAAGCGCAUCCAGCUUCCGCUGGGGGCAGCGACCGAGACGUCGCCGUGCUUGCAGCCGCUACUACUGCCGUCGUCGUUGACGUCGACGGCGUUUCAGCAGCACGACGUGCUCAACCUCACGUUUUUGGCGCUCGAAGACAUGAUUGUCAAGCCCGAGAUCCACAUCACGUACGGUCUCUUCGCGUCGGCCGCCGAUUUGUUUCUCAACUCGACGUCGGUCGAGAUUCGGUCGCCUCGUCGUGCCUUCAACACGGCGGGUAUUGUCGCCGACAGCCGCCCGCUCUCGCCUGUCAUCUCGUUUGAGGAGGAGCUCGUGCCGCGUGAUUACGCCUUCUUGGCUGUCUACCGACGCGCGAUUGGCUUGAACGUGCCGUACCCAAUGAACCUCCCGCCGCGCUUUAGCCAGCUCGAGCGUGGCCGCGUGCUUCAGACCAACGUUGUCAGCGAGAAGAGUCCGCAAAUGAACUUGCUCGACACGCCAGUGCCAGGGGUGACGGCCGACGCGUACUGGACGUCACCGUUCUCGACACUGGCAAAGACGGCCGAUAUGGUGGCCAAGUACCGCGAGACGUUCCAGGGCCUCUCGCCCGACAAUGCAUCGUAUGACAUGACCAACGUGAUGCUACCGUACUUGCCAUACUUUUCACACUGCCGCGGGUACGGCCGGUACAUGACGAUCUUUGACUUGCUCGAGAGCGACGCGCACUGUCAACUCCCCGCGCUCACCGAGCAGCCGGCGUCGUGGACCCGGCGUGCUCUGCCGCCACUGCUCAACCAAGACGACGUUGUUGUUGUGGGGCCGACCGACAUUUUGCAAGACCCGACGGCCGACUACUGCUACCGGGACGUCGCCUGCCAGUAUGAGGAAGAUCUGCGCACGGUUGCGGUGAACCCCCGCUGGUUUGAAGCCAGCACGCUCACGUCGCUUUUCGAGAUGGUCAACGAACCGGUCACGUACCAAGCGUACUCGACGGGCAGCCAGCUCUACAAGACACUGCUGGCAGCGGGCAACAGCGACGUCUUUGUCCCGGUCCUCGUCGAUCGGACGGCGGCCGACGUGAUCGAAGGCGGCUGCACGAUCCAGUGUUUUCCGCGCAAACUGACGCUUGAGAUUGCCUACUACCAAGUGACGCUCCAGCUCAAGCGACUCAUUUUCGUCAAGCUCAUCUACGACAAGUUUGAUUUGGACGCGACGCGGACCGACUAUGCGCUACACGUCGAGUACCGCCCGCUCGGGUACCUCGAGCUCCUCAUCAACUUUGCGUUCGAGCCGUCGAUGUACAUAACGCUCUUCAACGUCAUGGGGCUGGUCGCGUGGGUCGGCUGUGCCAUAGCGUGGAUCAUCAAUCGGCUCAUGACACGCAUUCGAGACCCGCCCAAGCUCUACUACCUGAGUUACCUCUCGCUGAUUGCGCCGCCGCCUACGAUUGGCGCGAUUUUGGCGACCUUGCCGCUCUCGGCGAUCAUUGGCUCGUUCUACCUCUUGCUCAACGGCGACAUUGCCUUUUCCAUCACCACCAACUAUCCGGGGGCGUACCCGUACUGGCUGCUGGACAACGUCAAGAGUCAGUACAACGCGGCGCUCCUCGACCCGUCGCUCGUGACGACGAUGCGUCACGGUCGGACCGGGUUCUGCUUUCUCCUUCUCGGGUGCUACUUGAUGCACGAAGCGGCCGUGAUUUUCGUGCCCAAGACCAUAUCGAUCUCGGAGCGCGCGGCCGAAGAGAAAUCCGACAAGAGCGAUGCGCUGUUGCCAGAGGAAGACGACUCGCUGUGGAAGCCGACACUGUGGAUGCGGUCCAGCUUCAUUUUUGCCAGCGUGCUCCAGGCACUUUUCCUGACGGUGAUUGUCGAGUUUUCGUUUUGGAACGACUUUCCAAACUACAUGUGGUACAUCCUCUUCAUGACCAAACUGCUCUCCGCUUAA